AUGUCAACUAUUCGAACUAAGAUUUCGACGACUGCAUUUAUUCAACAAGAAAUAGUUAAAAUUAUUAAGAGAUUUAAAUUUGAGGAAUUAGAAACAUCGAUAAUGCCAAUUUUUCCAGAAAUAUCAUGGAGUAAUGUAAGAUAUGAACUAGUAAAAAGUCGCAGUAAAUUUUCAUCAGCUAAUGUAGCACAACUUAUUAAAAUAGCUACAACUGAAGCCAAUGUUCAAGCAAAGGUUUUAAAGGAUCGUUUGUCAACAUUGCAAUUAAUUGAUGUAAGUUGGCACAGUAAACGAAAAAUUUGGUGUGCUUACACGCUAAUAGGUUUUAAUAAAUCUGCAAAUUACAUCACAAACAGAGAACUUAGAAAUGAAAUACAAAAUUAUUUGGACUCAUUAGAUAUUAAAGUCAAUGUAAAACUAAAUACACACAAUGGUAUUACAUAUAUCUCUGUAACAAAGGAAAAAUAUGGAAUCAAGAAAAGGGAAACUUUCUUUUUUGCUUUAUUUAUGGACCAGAAGUAUUUAUUUUGCCCUAAGAACAAUGUUUCAUCCAAUAUUUUGAGUGGCAUAGUAAGAAGUUUGGGCUACAAAGAUUUUAAAAGAUUUAAAUUAGAAGGUAAAGAUCUUGAAUCACUGAGCAAAUUGUGUUGGCAAAAGAAAGAAGGAGCGAUAAACCUUGAAAAUAUUAAUCAAACCUUUGUGUACAAAGAUGCUGCACCUGAGAAAAGGAAGGCAGGUAUAGAUUUUACUCAACAGAAACAAAGAAAAAGAUACAUGGAGAAAUGUUUUGGUGCAAAUUCUCCUACUUUAGAGUUACUUGUGAUAAAUGCACCAAGUAUGCCUGUGAUAGAUAAAGAUGUAUCAACAAAUUUAUCAAAUGAAAAUAUUCGCGCAACAUGGGAAUUUCGUAGUCAGAAUAUUGCCACAUAUUUAACAAAAUUGGUAGAACGACGUAUUCUGAUUACACCUGUGCCUGAUUAUAUAUCAAAUCUAAUGAUAUUAGGGAAAAAUCGAUUAACACUUCAAAGAGAUCAAUGA
This is a messenger RNA of Habropoda laboriosa, 1038 nucleotides long. RefSeq lists its product as uncharacterized. Bases 1 to 1038 code for a protein of 345 amino acids. The record is from RefSeq and is a predicted model, not a curated record. The transcript has 6 exons. NCBI's taxonomy places the organism in Eukaryota, Metazoa, Arthropoda, Insecta, Hymenoptera, Apidae.